Messenger RNA from Protopterus annectens (West African lungfish), 583 nucleotides. Its product is annotated as S-phase kinase-associated protein 1. The record is from RefSeq and is a predicted model, not a curated record. Gene Ontology annotation, cellular component: nucleus; cytoplasm. Gene Ontology annotation, molecular function: cullin family protein binding. The coding region runs from base 61 to 552 and encodes 163 amino acids. The transcript has a single exon. NCBI's taxonomy places the organism in Eukaryota, Metazoa, Chordata, Ceratodontiformes, Protopteridae. Gene Ontology annotation, biological process: SCF-dependent proteasomal ubiquitin-dependent protein catabolic process.
UCAGUGAUAAGUGUAUGUUUUGUAACAGACGUGUAUUGUUUAUUUUUCUGGUAUUAAAAGAUGCCUUCAAUUAAACUGCAGAGUUCUGAUGGAGAAAUUUUUGAAGUUGAUGUUGAAAUUGCAAAACAGUCUGUAAUGAUCAAGCCUAUGUUAGAAGAUUUGGGGAUGGACGAUGAAGGAGAUGAUGAUCCUGCCCCACUCCCCAAUGUUAACGCAGCUAUUCUUAAAAAGGUAAUUCAGUGGUGCACCCAUCAUAAAGAUGAUCCUCCGCCUCCUGAAGAUGAUGAGAACAAAGAGAAAAGAACAGAUGACAUCCCUGUUUGGGACCAGGAGUUUCUUAAAGUAGAGCAGGGAACACUGUUUGAACUAAUUCUGGCUGCAAACUAUUUGGAUAUUAAGGGUCUCCUUGAUGUUACAUGCAAGAUGGCUGCAAAUAUGAUUAAAGGCAAAACUCCAGAAGAGAUACGAAAGACUUUCAACAUAAAAAAUGACUUUACUGAAGAAGAAGAAGCACAGGUACGUAAAGAGAAUCAGUGGUGCGAAGAAAAAUGAAGAAUCUGCUGUCACCGUGUAUCACACUGUA